Molecule: messenger RNA, 2324 nt
Organism: Drosophila bipectinata
Lineage: Eukaryota; Metazoa; Arthropoda; Insecta; Diptera; Drosophilidae
Gene: Tif-IA
Product: RNA polymerase I-specific transcription initiation factor RRN3 homolog Tif-IA
Biological process (GO): transcription initiation at RNA polymerase I promoter
Cellular component (GO): nucleus
Molecular function (GO): RNA polymerase I core binding; RNA polymerase I general transcription initiation factor activity
Source: RefSeq, a predicted model, not a curated record
AUCGACAUAUUCAUGUUUUAAUAUGUCGAUAAUAUCGCUGUUAUCGACGAUUCUCCACCUCUAAAACAACGUGUUUUAGUACAUAACAAAUCAAAUAAAAUAAAUAGAAACUCGCACGUCAACAACUACUCGGAUAUAUAAGGCUUCCUGCAUUUCGUUAAGUUGGAAUUGUAGGAGCUGUAAUAAACAUGUCAGUCUACACAACAAAAACAUCAAUUUUGAAGACCUUCUCCGGAGCCGAUCGGGAAAGGGCCAAAGUUAUUGCCGCAAACAAAGUACGAUUUGCCACGCCAAAGGAAAAAGGUCUUGCAGAAUCGGUUCGCGCGGCAUCAGAAGAACAAAAUUUCCAUUUGGUUCAAGAGUUUACCUACUUUUUAAAAGAAGCAGAAUUAGAUGAUGAAGAACUAGAAGAAAUUUUAAAAGACGCUCAAAAAAUUGUUCACAAUUUAACCCCCGAUUUUGUCAACGUUGUGGAAGCCUUGCUGUCACUUAAUUGGAGAAAACGUAGCUGCAAAACUAUAGAAGCUUUUACCGAAUUCAGUAUUGAAAUUUUGGUUGCACAUAACAGAUACUUACCUAUGGGAAUAUCAAAAUUUAUCUCGCAUUGGAUACCAAACGAUCAAGACGGAGCUGACUGGGUGAAUGGUUGCCCAUCAAAUCAAAUCUACUGUGAGCUUAAGCCAAUUCACGAUGUGCUUAAUCGUAUUAUAACCGCAGUGCCUAUGGCUUUCGACGUUAUUGUUGAUACAAUAUCUUCAAAGUUUCCUUAUUUUAAAAAGCCUGCACAUGUAACUUCAGGAUUUUUAUUUAAUUUACUUUGGCUAUUGGAUUACAAACCUGUAUUUGAGGAAAUAAUUUUGCAGCUGGUUCUGCAAAAACUUUUAGUUCUAGAUGUAAACGCUCCUAGAGAUGAAAUUAACCUUGAAAAUAGUUGCAAGCAAAUGGAGGAAGCUAUAUUUCACAUGGAUGAUAUAACUGUCUCACCCGACACGAAUAACUCAGAAGAAACGGUGGAUCAUCCUAUUGGACAAUGUCUUGAUGUAUGCCUGCAUAUGCUCUAUAAAUACUUUGAUAAAAAAUGCAGCAUAAAAUCCAUUUUCACUGACCAAGAACGAUGCACAGCAAAUCGAAUUUUCAAAAUACUCCUUUUCACUUUUGAUGACGUUUUAUUACCGAGCCAUAACACCCACCAUGUUCAAUUUGUUAUGUUUUUUAUAACUAGCUUGCGACAAACUUAUUAUGAAGCUUUUCUUAGUUCGCUAUGGCAAAAAGUACAAAACCCUAAUGUAUCCGCGAUUAUACGACAUGGUGCCGUUGGAUAUUUGGCAAGCUUCUUAGCAAGAGCAAAAUUCGUACCACUUUGUACAUUACAGUUAUACUUGAUGAAAUUGUCCAAAUGGGCGCAUUCUUACUUAGACGAUUCCGAUGAAUACAGUCAAAAUUGCUCACUAAAAUCAAACUUAGUCUUCUUUUCAGUUUGCCAAGCUAUUUUUUAUUUAAUAGCUUUUCGUGUGAAAGAUUUGACGGCUACUACCAACGAUUUACUGUUUCUACAGACUCUUCAACUUUCUCGGCUCGCAAUGUGCCAUUUUAAUCCUUUACGAUACUGCUUAGCUGCAGUAGCUACGGCAUUUGCCGGUGUAACUCGAACAUAUCAGUUGGCCUACUGUCAUACUGUUCUCGAACGCAAUGCGCGCCGCAAACUAGCCACUGUUUACGGCCAUGAAAAGUCAAUGCCAGAAGAAACACUAGAAACGUUCUUUCCUUUCGAUCCAUAUUUGCUAAAAAUGUCGAAUAAGUUUAUUGAAAAUAACUACCUUAUCUAUCAAGGAAAUGCAGAUGAUAAUGUGUCGCCAGAGCCUCUUCGACGAAAAAGAGGUGACUCUGAAAUGGUAGAUGAUGACGACUUUAUUAAAGCGGAUAAACGGCAGAAACUUUUAGAACUAUCUAAAAGUCAGGAGUUUGAAAAACACUUUCAUUUUGGAUCUUCUCCAGGCUUUAGUAAAUAAUGAUUUUAUUAAUUAUUUCAUUUAUUUACUAAGUAACUACUACUACUUAGACGUUAUAUAGAAAUAAACUGUUUUCGCAAAUAAACCGUUUAAAAAGUUUUGCUGAUUUAAAAUAUACAAUGUACAAUAUACAAUGCUCAACUUUUUAUUUUAAAGAUUUAAAAAAAAAACGCAGGCUUAGAAAUAAUGCAAAUCAUUAACCAUGGAAGGGUAUAACAAGAAUAAACUUUUUUCGGUGCAUGUAAUUGGUUUAAUUUUUCCCUGAGCAAAAACAGUUAGAUUAACUAAAAAUAAAAAACGUUAUCAUAUAAAAUA